Messenger RNA from Pseudogymnoascus destructans, 1443 nucleotides. RefSeq lists its product as uncharacterized. The record is from RefSeq and is a predicted model, not a curated record. Lineage: Eukaryota; Fungi; Ascomycota; Leotiomycetes; Thelebolales; Thelebolaceae. The coding region runs from base 1 to 1443 and encodes 480 amino acids. The transcript has a single exon.
AUGUUGGAUUCUAUGCGCCCCUCGAGCGAGCCAUUGCAAAGCCGCAUCAACACAGAAGACCCUUUUACGGGUUGUGCUGAGUCUGAGACAACAAAGUCUCUCUCCACGCGUCAUUGCGACCAGUCUCCACGCCGGCCUAGAUCGUCACAACAAGGCCGAAUCAGUCAGGCAGCUUGUGCCUAUCGCAGGCAAUCUAAGCCUGAAUUCGAUAAUAAUACCUCUGAGGAGAUGCUUCCGCAGCAGCAAGACGAAGCAGAGAAUAUCAAUAGCAAUGGCAAUGGACUACAACAGUCAGACGAAAAGACGGCGAGGGUAGCGCCAGUAACUGAAAUGGGCGACGAACUCCAUCUCCCCGCGAGUGUGAUUAGAAGGACCAGCUUAGCCAAGCGCCACAGGAUCCUCACCCCCCGCAGUCUAUCCCUGGAGCCAAGCCUAGAACAAGCGACAAGCAACAGCGACAACUACAGCGACAACUACAGCGACGACGAGCUCAGUACCACCGAAGCUGAGUCAGACGAGAGCGACCGGAGGCGAUGCCCUACUAAGCGGAAGCGGCCAUUCUCAUCUUACGUUAGCCCAACGCAACGGAAGCGUGGGCAGCAUCUUCAGCUUGAAUCUACCCAGCAGAGAAGAAAUUGCUUCCCGCAGAGGCACCCAGCCUGCAAAGGUGACAGCCAACUACCCUCGCCACCCCAUUCUUCUCUGGACCGCGGCGCCCUCAGCGAAUCAUCCAAACAUACCCGGCCACUACUAACUGAGGUCACAUUCCGUCCCUAUUCUCCGGAUUACUAUUCCUUUUCGGCGCUCAUUCAGGACGAUCGUGACGAGCCGGAAUUCACUUUCGGCCAAUUCUCUAAACUCGUCGAGUGCGUCGGCCAUGCCGGGAAUACCAAGGACCUCACGAUAAAGCAGCUAAAGCAACACUUGUUCUUGGUGACUGGUUUUAGCCGGCGUACGUCUUCCCGCCCUUCUCAAAGUGGGAGGACUGUAAGGUCUACUACAAACGCAUGCCUCGUCCCGCUAAGUGCAGGGCGUACCCUGGCAGACAAAGGCCGUAGCGCGAGCACUUUUCCAUCACAGCGGCGAGAGGCGUCAAGCCGCAUCGUUGACUAUAGUUUUGGCGACGGUUCGAGCGAGGAUGAACUGGGACGUUCGGACAAGAGAAAGUAUAGUCAAUGGUUAGCGUCAAGCAGGUCUGAUGUCGAUGGUUUUGGCGACGGUAAUCCUAAUACCGGUAGCGAUGGUGAUGCAUAUUCGAGCGAGGAUAAUGUGGGCCGUUCGGACGAUAGGAAAUACAGUGAAUGGUCACCGCUUGACAAGCAGCGCUUAUCAGCGUACAAGAAGGAGGGCAAGACUUGGGAGUGGAUCUUCAGCAAGUUCCCGGGCAGGACUAAGGGCGCAGUACGCACGCGCUGGAGCACAUUGCAGCCGAGGGUAAAAUAG